GAAAAAAACUUCAAAGAUCCUUCAAACAUGGGAAAGAUUAUCUUUUAUGAAGAUAGGAACUUCGGUGGCCGUUACCAUGAGUGCAUGAGUGACUGCGCUGACCUGCAUUCCUACUUCAACCGCUGCCACUCUAUCAGAGUGGAAAGCGGUUGCUUCAUGGUCUACGACCGCACCAACUUUAUGGGCCGUCAGUACUUUUUGAGACGUGGCGAAUACCCUGAUUACAUGCGUACUAUGGGAAUGAAUGAUUGUGUCAGAUCCUGUCGGAUGAUUCCACUGCACCAUGGGUCCUUCAAAAUGAGGCUCUACGAGCAUUCAGACAUGGGUGGCAGGAUGAUGGAGCUCAUGGAUGAUUGCCCCAAUCUCAUGGAUCGCUUCAACAUGUCCGACUUCCAUUCCUGUCAUGUGAUGGAUGGGCAUUGGCUCGUGUAUGAGCAGCCCAACUAUACGGGCAGGCAGUUCUACCUGAGGCCUGGCGAGUACAGGAGUUACAAUGACUGGGGUGGUGUGACUUCCAGGAUGGGCUCCAUUAGACGAAUCACGGAUCUCUAAUGAAAGGAGUCCUUGUGAAAUGUCUCCUGUAUGCCCUUUUUCACACACUAAAUAAAAUGGUGUCUGUGCUCAAGUGUUUUGAGUUUUGUUCUUGCACCUUUAACCUGGAGGGGUCAUUACCAGAUGAUGACACUUGCUAUUGGCUGCCAGACUGCUUUAUGCUGUUCAGAGAACUGAAUAAAAUUAGAGAGAUAUUUCCUUCUAUGA
Messenger RNA from Danio rerio (zebrafish), 759 nucleotides. RefSeq names its product crystallin, gamma M7 (gene crygm7). Lineage: Eukaryota; Metazoa; Chordata; Actinopteri; Cypriniformes; Danionidae. The record is from RefSeq and is marked provisional.